Messenger RNA from Ostreococcus lucimarinus CCE9901, 501 nucleotides. RefSeq lists its product with no specific name. Lineage: Eukaryota; Viridiplantae; Chlorophyta; Mamiellophyceae; Mamiellales; Bathycoccaceae. The transcript has a single exon. The coding region runs from base 1 to 501 and encodes 166 amino acids. The record is from RefSeq and is a predicted model, not a curated record.
AUGGCGUCUGCGAGCGCCGAUACCCUCGCGCGUGACUCGGUCGUCACGUCGCCCACUUCUGACCUCUUGGUGCUUUCGCGAGACGACGAGAGGAUUAGCACGACCCCGACUUCGGAAGCCACGACGACGGCCUCCCCGUGUACGGUGACGCUCAUGUCACCGAGCGUGUUUCUCGCCAGCCACGAAGAGAUGUUUCCGUGCGACUUGGUGGAUUUGAUAAACAUGCUCAACGACUCCGACUCCGACGUCGAGUCGGGAUCGGCCGCGGCGCCGUCGUCGAGCUCGAGCGUGGCGCGUUCGCAUGAGUAUUCGUCUUCGAUCGCAAACAACGGAAAGGGAAAAUCAUCAUACUGGCAAAAUCAGGCGCUCUGUUCACCCGCUCGUCGAGCGUUCUGGUGCGGCGACUCGUGUCGCUUGCCCGACGCUCGCGAAAUCUCGAGACGCUUGGACGAGCUCAAUGCUCAAUACGUGCUUCGCGUGAGAAGUAUGCGCACGCGCUGA